AUGGAGCUGCUGAACGCCAAAGUCACCGUGGCCGCCGCCCACGCCGCGCCCGUCUUCAUGGACAAGGCCGCCACCACCGACAAGGUCGUGCGCCUCAUCCACCAGGCCGCCCGCCAGGGCAUCGAGCUGCUCGUCUUCCCCGAGACCUUCGUCCCCGGCUACCCGUACUGGACCGAGUGCUACCCGCCCAUCCAGCAGGUUGACGCCCAGGCCCAGUACAUCGAGCAGAGCGUCGCCGUCGACGGUGAUGAGAUCAAGCGCGUCCAGGCCGCCUGCCGCGCCGCCAACGUCGCCGUCAGCCUGGGCAUCUCCGAGCGCGUGUCGGGCGGCUACACGCUGUUCAACUCGCAGGUCACCGUCGACCGCGACGGCGCCCUGCUGGGCGUGCACCGCAAGCUGCAGCCCACCUUCGUCGAGCGCAUGGUCUGGGCCCAGGGCGACGGCUUCACCCUGCGCAACUACAAGCUCGCCGCCGGCUACAACCUCGGCGGCCUGUGCUGCUGGGAGCACACCAUGAACGGCGCCCGCCAGGCCCUCAUCGUGCAGAACCAGCACAUCCACGCCGGCGCCUGGCCCGCCCUGUCCACGCUCAUGGGCUACGAGGCCGUCGGCGACGCCCAGAUCGAGGGCCUGAUGAAGUGCCAUGCCCUCUCCGCCCAGGCCUUCGUCGUCACCGCCUCCAACUACGUCGACAACGCCUGUCUCGAGUGGAUGGAGAAGAACCUGGGCCCCCAGGACUUUCUCAAGGCCGGUGGUGGGUGGUCUUCCGUCCUCCACCCCUUCUGUUCGUUCCUGGCCGGCCCGCACACCGGGCCCGAGGAGAAGCUGGUCGCCGCCGAGGUCGACCUGGCCCAGCUGAAGAAAGUGAAGGUCUGGGUCGAUUCCGCCGGCCACUACAAGCGGCCCGAAAUCCUGAAGUUCAGCUUUGAUCAGCGCCCAAUGUGGGACGACGAAAAGCACUUUGUUCUAGGCGCAGCCCCGGAGAAGGAUGCUGUGCUAGCCGCCCCUGAACCCGAGGACAAUACGGCAUGA
Ophidiomyces ophidiicola is the source of this 1032-nucleotide messenger RNA. RefSeq lists its product as uncharacterized. The transcript has 2 exons. NCBI's taxonomy places the organism in Eukaryota, Fungi, Ascomycota, Eurotiomycetes, Onygenales, Onygenaceae. The record is from RefSeq and is a predicted model, not a curated record. Gene Ontology annotation, molecular function: catalytic activity. Bases 1 to 1032 code for a protein of 343 amino acids.